GCCAGUUUUGUCGGAAUAAAGCCGUGGGUGUCGGGUCUUGGUAGGUUCGUUAACUGAGGUUAAACGCGAUUUACUGUCAUUCUGUACCACAUAGAGUUUCAGGCUGCUGAAGGCAUAACCACAUCACAAUGUUUCCAAGCUUGUUAAACAGCCACAUUAUGAAGAUGAAGGUGGCGCCAGCGGUGCGCCGUAGCCUGAGCACGGCGUCCGGCUUGAACGAGGUGGUCAUCUGCAGCGCCGCCCGCACCGCCAUGGGCAGCUUCCUGGGCACGCUGGCGCCGCUCUCUUCCACCCAGCUGGGCUCCGUCGCUGUCAAGGCGGCGGUGGAGCGGGCUGGCAUAGACCCGUCUGCUGUGCAGGAGGUCUUCAUGGGCAAUGUGCUGUCGGCCAACACCGGUCAGGCGCCGGCACGACAGGCUGCGCUGUUCGCCGGCCUCUCGCGCUCGACGCCCUGCACCACCGUCAACAAGGUGUGCGCUUCGGGAAUGAAGGCUGUCAUGCUCGCCUGCCAGUCGCUGAUGACCGGCGCCAACGACGUCAUGGUGGCCGGCGGCAUGGAGUCCAUGUCGAACGUGCCGUUCUACCUGCCGCGCGGCACCACGCCCUACGGCGGCGUCAAGCUGGUGGACGGUAUCGCGUUUGACGGCCUGACGGACGUCUACGACAAGAUCCACAUGGGCAACUGCGGCGAGAACACGGCCCGCAAGCUCGGCAUCAGCCGCGCCGAACAGGACGAGUACUCGAUGGAGAGCUACCGUCGGACGGCGGCGGCGUUCUCGUCGGGCGCGGUGGGCGCCGAACUGUGUCCGGUCACGGUGCCCGGCGGCCGCGGCAAGCCGGACACCGUGCUCGCCGAGGACGAGGAGUACCGCAACGUCAAUUUCGACAAGUUCACCAAGCUACGCACUAUCUUCGAUAAAGAGGGCACAAUCACGGCCGGUAGCUCGUCCAAGCUCAACGACGGUGGCGCCGCUCUGGUGCUGAUGACGGCGGCGGCGGCGGCGCAGCACGGCUGCCGGCCGCUGGCUCGCGUGCUGGGCUUCGCCGACGCCGCCUGCGACCCCAUCGACUUCCCGAUCGCGCCAGCUCUGGCCAAGCAGAAGCUGUUUGCCCAGCUGGGUAUGAAUAAGGACGACGUGGACAUGUACGAGAUCAACGAGGCGUUCGCCGUCGUCAUCCUUGCCAACAUCAAGAUGCUGGACCUGGACCCGGCCAAGGUCAACAUCCACGGCGGUGCCAUCAGCGUGGGACACCCUAUCGGGAUGUCCGGCGCCCGCAUCACCACCCACCUGGCGCACUCGCUGAAGGCCGGCCAGCGGGGCGUGGCCUCCAUCUGCAACGGCGGCGGCGGCGGCUCAGCCAUCAUGCUAGAGGGCCUGUAAACAACUCAUUCACCGAACGGAAGGUGCAGUCCGCCGAGCUGGAGCUGAUGAAUCAAACCCGACUCGCCAUCAGGCAUGCAACAGGCCCCUUCCCCUUGUCUUCGCCGGACCGGACAGGUUAGGACUCAGAGCAGCAGACUGUGGAAUUACAGCUGUGAUGUGGCCCAAUGCAACGGAUUGGUCAGCCAGCGCAGCGACGUGCCGGGUCGCUCAGCACAGGGAUGAUAUUCGGUGUUGGUAUGUGGCGUCGAUGGCAUAACGGCUGCCGCUCUUCAACCCUCGUCGGAGUGCGCUCGGCGUGUGCGAUUGUCACUUGUGACGCCUUGAGUGCACCGUGGUGCUGUUGCUAAAAUAAGCUGACGUAUGCGUCAACUGGAAGUAAAGCUAGUGGUAGUGUGAUGGUGUCCAAUGCUAAUGGAGGGUGAUAGGGUUGUUGGAGUUGUGCAAUAAUAUCCGUCAUUAGGCGUCCGUUGGCAUGCGGAUCGGACUGGGCUAAUGGCCUCAGCUAUGUAUGCCGGCGUCGUCGUCGGACCUCCGCGCCAGCUGACCGGAGUCAAGAGCGCAGCCAGCGCCACGCUUGUGUGCAGAGCCGGCGUUCACUGUAGGUAUUUUAGAGUGGCUGUAUGUAUUGCAUCGAACCCAUUUUGGAAUAUACAGCGCAGUGCCCGGUGGACGCGUU
This is a messenger RNA of Pollicipes pollicipes, 2061 nucleotides long. Its product is annotated as acetyl-CoA acetyltransferase B, mitochondrial. Gene Ontology annotation, molecular function: acetyl-CoA C-acetyltransferase activity. Gene Ontology annotation, cellular component: mitochondrion. NCBI's taxonomy places the organism in Eukaryota, Metazoa, Arthropoda, Thecostraca, Pollicipedomorpha, Pollicipedidae. Gene Ontology annotation, biological process: fatty acid beta-oxidation. The record is from RefSeq and is a predicted model, not a curated record. The transcript has 10 exons. Bases 129 to 1382 code for a protein of 417 amino acids.